This is a messenger RNA of Arabidopsis thaliana (thale cress), 2053 nucleotides long. Its product is annotated as Translation initiation factor IF2/IF5. Lineage: Eukaryota; Viridiplantae; Streptophyta; Magnoliopsida; Brassicales; Brassicaceae. The record is from RefSeq and is marked reviewed. The transcript is spliced from 2 exons. Gene Ontology annotation, molecular function: translation initiation factor activity. Gene Ontology annotation, biological process: translational initiation. Bases 440 to 1753 code for a protein of 437 amino acids.
UUGAAACGGAAAAAUAGAAAAGUAAAGGCAAAAAAAAAGAAAAGGAAAUAACAAAAAAGAAAUAAAUAUUUGGGGUAUUUGCCUAAAUUCAUUCAUAAGUUAAACCUAAUUUCUCCUCUUAUUUAAACCAAACGCCUCUCUUAAGAAAUCUCCCAAUAUCUUCCUUUGUCAAUCUCUUGAGAGUUUUUGCUUCCUCGUCUUCUUCGAUUCAUCAAACAGCGUGUGUUUUUUGUUUAGAGUUGGAAGAGACGAAUCGAAUUUUGAAGCUUUCUUUUAUGUCUGACAAGAUAUCUCCGUUUUGUUGUCAAUCUGGUUGCUUGGAAAACACAGUCCUACAUCCAGAAUUAAGGACUACUACUAGUUCCUCCAUCACUUUAGGGUCUCGCAUCUUCAAACCGGAGAUCCCUCCUCUUUCUCUCCACUUUUUUAGCUAAGAAGAAUGGCGCUGCAGAACAUUGGUGCUUCCAACCGUAACGAUGCCUUCUACAGGUACAAGAUGCCUAAGAUGGUUACCAAAACCGAAGGCAAAGGUAAUGGCAUUAAGACCAACAUUAUCAACAAUGUUGAGAUUGCCAAAGCCUUGGCUAGACCGCCUUCUUAUACGACCAAGUACUUUGGUUGUGAGCUUGGAGCGCAGUCUAAGUUUGAUGAGAAGACUGGGACGUCGCUUGUGAAUGGAGCUCACAACACGUCUAAGCUUGCUGGGCUUUUGGAGAAUUUUAUUAAGAAGUUUGUUCAGUGUUAUGGAUGUGGUAACCCGGAGACUGAGAUUAUUAUUACGAAGACGCAGAUGGUGAAUCUCAAGUGUGCUGCUUGUGGGUUUAUCUCUGAGGUCGACAUGAGGGAUAAGUUGACUAAUUUCAUUCUCAAGAACCCACCUGAGCAGAAGAAGGUGUCAAAGGAUAAGAAAGCAAUGAGGAAAGCUGAGAAGGAGAGGCUUAAAGAAGGCGAGCUAGCUGAUGAGGAGCAGAGAAAGCUGAAAGCUAAGAAGAAAGCAUUGUCUAACGGCAAGGAUUCUAAGACGUCUAAGAACCAUUCUUCUGAUGAGGAUAUAAGCCCGAAGCAUGAUGAGAAUGCUCUAGAGGUGGAUGAGGAUGAAGAUGAUGAUGAUGGUGUCGAGUGGCAAACUGAUACUUCCCGAGAAGCUGCUGAGAAAAGAAUGAUGGAACAGUUGAGUGCUAAAACUGCCGAAAUGGUGAUGCUCUCUGCAAUGGAAGUAGAAGAGAAAAAGGCGCCCAAAAGCAAAUCUAACGGGAACGUUGUGAAAACUGAGAAUCCUCCUCCGCAAGAGAAGAAUCUCGUGCAGGAUAUGAAAGAGUAUCUGAAGAAAGGGUCACCAAUAAGCGCGCUCAAAAGUUUCAUCUCGUCUCUCUCUGAACCUCCUCAAGACAUCAUGGACGCACUCUUCAAUGCUCUCUUUGAUGGUGUGGGAAAGGGAUUCGCCAAAGAAGUGACUAAGAAGAAGAAUUACUUAGCGGCUGCUGCAACAAUGCAAGAGGAUGGAUCACAGAUGCAUCUGCUCAAUUCGAUUGGGACAUUCUGUGGAAAGAAUGGAAACGAAGAAGCUUUGAAAGAGGUGGCUCUGGUUCUUAAAGCAUUGUACGACCAAGACAUCAUUGAGGAAGAGGUAGUGUUGGAUUGGUACGAAAAGGGUCUCACCGGAGCUGACAAAAGCUCGCCGGUUUGGAAGAAUGUUAAGCCUUUUGUGGAGUGGCUUCAGAGCGCUGAGUCUGAGUCCGAAGAGGAGGAUUGAGUCACUUUUUUCUUCCCUCCUAACUUUUCUUUGCGGCAUUUCUUAUAAUACUUCGUCAGUUUUCAGAAUUCUUAAAUCUUUUUGCUGUGUUCUUAUAAAGAAACAUCAUCUAUUAAAGUUGUCUUCGUUUGGAUUUGGUUUUGACGACUUUGGGAAAUAUUUAUGUUUAAGAAGGUUUCAUUGGUCAUUGACUUUUAUAUAUUAUAUCGUAACCAUGAUGUGAUAGUGGGCCUUAGAUCAACAAACAUGCGAAAAACAGAAGCAGAGGCCCGUUUCAACGGAGCAUAAUAAAUUGCAUUC